AUGAACUUUUUCAUUUAUCUACUAUUUGCUAUAUUUACAGAAUGUUUCAAAUUAGAUUUUAAAGUACAGACUAUUGAAAAUAAAGAGAAGCAUAAACGAGAUCAACUGUCGUUGCUAAAUUUCAAAUCUUUGAAAAAUGUGUAUGUUACACAGUUAGAAAUUGGUUCGAAUAAAGAUAAAGUCAAUGUUUCAAUCGAUACUGGAUCUUCUGAUUUAUGGGUUAUGGGUUCAGAUAUUCAAUGUUUCACAAUUGAUCAAUUACAUACUUUAGAAUCUCCAGAUAUUCCUGAAAUUUUCGAUGAUUUAGAUGAAAGUUAUUCUUGUUCAGAUAAUGGAACUUUUAGUUAUGAAAAUUCAACAACUUUUGAAUUAACAGACGAAGAAUUUUCUAUCGGAUAUGCUGAUGGAUCGGUUGCUUUGGGAUAUUGGGGUUCUGAUGAUGUUUCACAAGUUAGAAAUUUAAGAUUUGGUAUUGCAAAUGUUUCAAGUAUUGAUAUUGGUAUAUUAGGAAUUGGUCAAAAUGCAGAUUAUGAUAAUUUUCCAACUAAACUCAAAGAUCAAGGUAUUAUCAAUGAAACUAUAUAUUCAAUAUAUUUAGAUGGUGAUUCAGGAAGUGUUUUAUUUGGAGAUAUAGAUGAUUCUAAAUUUGAUGGUGAAUUAACUACAUUACCAAUGACCGAUAGAGCAUCAAUUAAUAUUACAAACUUUUCAAUUGGUGAUAAAAAUUUUGAUACAACUGAUGCUAUAAUAGAUACUGGUUCGACAUUUUCAACAUUACCAAAAGAAUGGAUAGAUGCAAUAGGGAAAGUAAUAAAUGGAGUUUACAAUGAAGAUGAAGAUGCUUAUAGAAUUGAUUGUAAAUCUUAUGAUCAAACAUUUACAUUUGAUGUUGAUAAUUCAACAAUAGAGAUUCCAAUUUCAACUUUCAUAACAAAAUAUCAAGAUGCUUGUUAUUUAGGUAUAAUGGAUGAAGCAAUAAUAGGUGGUGUAAUAUUUGGUUCUGAUAUAUUAAAGAAUUUAUAUUUAGUGUAUAAUCUAGACGAAGAUACAUUAUCAAUUGCACCCAUAGCUAAUCAAACAGUUAAACCUGCUGAUCUGGAAUCAACCAAAACUGAACCUGCUAAAACUAAUACCAACGAUGGUAUUAUGCUAUACCCAUAUUUAAGUUUUGUACCAUUAUCCAUGUAUAUAGCAUUUUUAUAUUAA
Insectozyma verbasci is the source of this 1206-nucleotide messenger RNA. The record is from the annotation of a GenBank genome assembly. Lineage: Eukaryota; Fungi; Ascomycota; Pichiomycetes; Serinales; Debaryomycetaceae.